This is a messenger RNA of Fopius arisanus, 1726 nucleotides long. It is a transcript of the gene Smyd3, whose product is annotated as SET and MYND domain containing, class 3. Gene Ontology annotation, cellular component: nucleus. The record is from RefSeq and is a predicted model, not a curated record. Lineage: Eukaryota; Metazoa; Arthropoda; Insecta; Hymenoptera; Braconidae. Bases 248 to 1606 code for a protein of 452 amino acids. Gene Ontology annotation, molecular function: protein binding. The transcript has 6 exons.
GGUUCAACUACUCCAUACAACUUAGUGUACAAAUGUACACCUCGGUUUCACUUAUUUUCUACCUUACGAGUGUGCCUGGCGAAUUCGAAUGGAUAAUAAUUAUACCCACAAUGACAAUGAAUGGGAGAUACAAAAACGGCAGUAGACUGAAAUAGUUGGAAACUCGCCGGCCGGUGAGUGAAAAAAUAAGAUCGGCUUGUUACUUUUGGCUCCAACUAGUUCGAGCUACGCUUGCAAAUAUAACGAAAUGGCAGACAAGGCUGUCCCAGUAAAUGGAAUGAUUCAAGAAAUUAAAAAGGGUAAAACAAUCCUGACUGCUGAGCCUUUUGCCUUCGUCCUCAGCGAGCAACACAGGAAAGAAAGAUGUGAUCAGUGUUUCAAGAGCUCGAAAAUAUCCAGAUGCGCUGGAUGUCAAUACGUUUAUUAUUGCGGACGAAAUUGCCAGAGAAAGGCUUGGGCAAUUCACAAAAUAGAGUGUCCUAACAUCAAGCGAAUUCAUCCACGUGUCCUUCCUGAUGCAGCACGAAUGAUGGCGAGAAUAAUAAUAAAAUUGAGUCAGAAUGGGAGAGAGGAACGGGGAUACUAUACUCCUACGAAAUACAGAGUUUUCGACGACUUGAUGUCACACGUCAUUGAUAUCAAAGAGGAUAUGAAGAAGAUGGAGCAUUUUACUUCAUUGAGCAUGGUCUUAUUGGAAUUUUUACCUAAUGACAUAUUACCAGAUGUCAAGGAAUUGUUGGCGAUAUUUGGACGUAUGAGUGUCAAUUCUUUUAAUAUUCUUGAUACUGAUAUGACAAGUCUGGGAGUGGGAAUAUACUUGGGACCGUCAAUUAUUGAUCAUAAUUGUAAACCAAAUGCCACCGCUGUUUUUGAAGGAACAACACUUAUGAUACGAACACUUCAUGAUUUGCCAGCUCUCGAUUGGUCUCAAAUUCAUAUAACGUAUAUCGACGUACUGAAGGACAUGGAAACAAGACGUGCAGAGUUACGGAAAUCUUACUAUUUUCUGUGCGAAUGUGAGAGAUGCAAUACUCCGGAGACUAUUGAAAUUGCUGCAGCUUGUCCUAACAAAACAUGUACAUAUCCAUGUCAAUCAACCGAUUCACAUUGCCCAAAAUGUUGUGAGGAGUUUCCAGAGGGUUUCAAGGAAUGUUUUGAUGAAGUCUGCGAAUUGUCUGUUUACCACCUGGAGAAAAUGGCCCAUACGGCAUGUAAGCAUUUAGAUGCAGCCAGAAUGUGCUUGACAAAACAAGAAGGUAUUCUGCAUCCGUACAAUCUGUUGGUGGUUCGUAUGUUGGAAAUGGCUCUGGCUGCUACUAUGGACUUGGAACGGUGGGAAGAUGCUGAGGUUUAUGCCUCUCAAUUGACUGGUAGAUAUUUAUUUUACUUUGGUGAAACUCAUCCAAUGACUGGCCAAGUUCAUUUUGUACAGGCAAAACUAUUCUCCUUCCAGAAGAAAGGUCGUUUGGCCUUGGAAUCCAUAACCAAAGCUGCUCAAUUAAUAAAAAUAUCAUUCGGUGAGGAUCACUCAAAGAUCAAAAACGAAAUUAAACCACUUCUCGAUCAGCUAUUAGCUGAAUAUCAUUAUGGAAAAAAUGGUUUCUAAACAGUUGAUAUGAUAAUUAUCAUUCUGACAAUUCCGAAAUCGUGUGGAAUAUUAACAAAUAGAAACGAUAAAAACAUCUUGUAAUAAACUUGUUGAAAUAAAUGUAUUUUAUACUAGUUA